AUGGCAUCCCCACGCAUCCAAGCCACGCCGCCCUCCCAGGAUGCAAUGCUCGAUCGUCUCCUUACCACCGGCCGCCGCAACGGCGUCUACGUUGGCCUGCGCGAUUGCGAUCUCGAGGUGGAAAUGCCUCUUCUUCUCAACCGGGCUGGCGCGCCCGUCGUAUGUAUGGAGCCGUCCGAUGACUUCGAGGCCGUCAAUGCCCACUUUUCGGUUCAAGUGCACGCCUUCUUCAAUGCCCUGCACACUCUAGAGAACAUGGCAGACGAGCAAUCCCCCGACGAGACGGACUUCAUCCGGAAACCUGAAGACGGCGGCCUGCACGCCGCCAUCCUCAUCCUCAACCAGUCCUACGACAUCUACCCCGACUGCUGGCACCGCACAUUCCACAACCGCCGACUCACUGUCCAGAAUCCAGACACCCUGCCUCUCCUCAACUAUGUUACCCGGCUUCGCGUCUUGCCCGCCCCCAGCAGCUCCAACGAGCCGGACAUGCACUUCGUCCACAUGCGCCCCGUCUCCCCGCGCGUUCCCCUCGGGCUCGCCGCUCGCCUCCCCCAUCUCCGCGAGCUCGACUGUCCCUGGCUGUGGGAGCGCCUCCCCCUCGCCUUCUCUUCUCAGGCGCUGCGCAUAUUCUCCCGUCCCUGGGAGGGUCCUUGGCGGGAUGCCCGCGUCGAGUUCGGCCGCGGGGUGCGACAACUCAUGCCCUCGCUGCCAUCUUCCCUCAUCAAAGCCCGUCUCUGGUUCUGGAGGCUCAACCCCUACGGCGGCGACGAAGAUCAAGCAGUGCACAUGCCCGACCUGGUCGGUGCCUCGCCAUCGUCGCCCUCAGAGUUUGAAGGCAUGGACCCCGUGUCUCUCGGCCUGCGGGACCUGGGUAGUUGCCUGGCGGAACUGAACAUCCGCGCCCUCAUCACCCCCGACCUUUUCCGUUCCUCGUCUUGGCCGCACAUGCGGCACCUCAGAGUGGAGUUCCACCCUUGCGCGCCCGACGGAAGGUGGUACUUCUCCGGUCCUAGAGGCGAAGAUCCCUACCCCACGGGCUACGCCGUCACGAGAGAAGAGCACUACCCGCCCGGCUCGGAAGACGUCGAGGAGACGCACGCCCUGAUGUCUCGCGAAGAGGACGAGUUCGAGGGCGACGAUGAGAUGUGCCUCGAACGCCGGUCAGACAUGUUCCGCAUACUUCCUAUCGCGGAGCGCAUAGAUCCUCUGCUCCUGGCGUUUGUCUCGUCUCUACGGCGACAAGACACGCCCUCCCUCCAAGACGCCGAGAUGUUUACGUGGCUUCAGUGGCGGCCUUCCAAGGAUCGGGCCGAAGAGUAUGAAGGGAGCGACGAGGUGCCUCCUUCGGAGGAUGAGGACCAGACAGUCAUGUUCCGAUGGGGUGUGAGAUACGAUGCGCCUGAUGGAGAUGGGAAAGGGAAGGUGACAUGGCAGGUCGGCGAGGACUGGAGGCCGGGGGGGGAAGUCAUCAGGGCGUUUGAGGAGCUUGUGGGGGGAGACGGGGAGGACAUGGAGUGGAAAGCGUUUGAGUUUGUCGGGGAGAGGGAGACGGAGGCGUACAUCUUUGAUUAA
Messenger RNA from Colletotrichum chrysophilum, 1575 nucleotides. RefSeq lists its product as uncharacterized. Lineage: Eukaryota; Fungi; Ascomycota; Sordariomycetes; Glomerellales; Glomerellaceae. The transcript has a single exon. The record is from RefSeq and is a predicted model, not a curated record. The coding region runs from base 1 to 1575 and encodes 524 amino acids.